CCCAUUGAUGAUAGGCCACGACUGGCACUGAUAACAAAAUUGAAUAUAAAAAUGGACAACUCGUCAUAAUCAAUUAGACAAACGCCUAACUUCUGAGCCUCGGUGGUGGUGACGGGGGCUUUCACACGAGUUUACGAUAAUUUACCACAUUGGUAAAACCAUAUAAUAAAUAUUUACUGAAUUAUCUUAUCAAUAAUUAUCAUUUAGUUCUUUUUUUUAAUAAUGACCUGAAUGGGCGGCAUAACUACUCUAAUAGUUUAAUGUUACAUAAUAUGAAUUAUGACUUAUGAGUGAAUGACCGUUGACUUACAAGUUUAAAUCAGACUUUUAUUUUCAAUACUCGUUUGUGUAAUUUUGUCGAUCAUAAGCGUAAUUUAACGGUUUAUUUGAGUAUAUUGCAUUAACCACAAAAUUAUAUCAAUAUGACCAAUCCUCGUAGUUCGAAUACUAACGUUUAUCAAGGUGGUGGUCAUUUUGAAUUUUCUUCCGAAAAAAAUUGGGGUGUAGAACAAGAAGAUUUUAGAAUAUUUGAUUCUAUUGAUAUGACACAUCUAGCUGCAAGUAUAGCUAGUAUACCAUUUAAUAUACAGCAUGAUAUACCUGUUGAACUAUUUACUACAGAGCAAUUAGAAGAAUUUGAAGUAGAAUCAUCACUUGCUUUGAGCCGACAUACAUCGCAAUGUAAUUCAAAAUUAUUAAGUAUUAAAACUGUCUUGCAAACUUCCACUGAAAAUAGUCAAGCACCCGCAGAUACAAAUAAAUUGUUUUUAAGUAAUUCAGAAGUUAGUAAUGUUCCUUUUGGUUGUGAGAUUAAAUCUAAUAUAGAACUAGAAGAAAUAUUGGGAAAUAGGAAACCUUUAUUUAACAUACUACAAGAUGAACAAAAACCUGUUACUAGUAUAAAUAAUGGCGAAACUGACUCAAUCAUAGUUGAAAGUCAAAAAAUGUCCAUUAAAGAUGAUAAUACAAUUGAAAUAAUCAAUCAUAAUGCAGGGCAUUGGCUUGAUUCAAUGUUGGAUAGUGAUGAAUAGAAAUUUAAACUGUGUUUUCCAAUCAUUAGUACAUUAUUUAAAUAUUAAUUUUUUUUCAUAAAAACUAUUUUGUAUAUUAUUUUGAAUGUACAAUUAUUAAAACAGUGCUAUAACAAUUUUAUAAUUGAAAUAAAUGCAAUAACCAUUACCCAGAUA
Molecule: messenger RNA, 1187 nt
Organism: Aphis gossypii (cotton aphid)
Lineage: Eukaryota; Metazoa; Arthropoda; Insecta; Hemiptera; Aphididae
Exons: 6
Coding region: 423-1031 (202 amino acids)
Source: RefSeq, a predicted model, not a curated record